AUGAAUACAAAUGGGCUGGUGACUAUUCAGCAGACUGGACUUGCACAUACUGAGGAGCAACAAUAUGAAAGUUCUGGGGCUGGUAGGGGGUCCAGAAAGGCCCAAGGUGGAGUUAAAGAUAAAAGACCAGUUAGGUCUCAGCUUUCUCCUGCGCAGGCAAAGUUUUUUGCUCAUGGGAGUUCUAAUGCAGUUGUUAAAGGUGGGUUUCAGCAGAAUGUAUGUGCUGGAGGGUAUGAGGAUUUGGAAGGUUAUGAUGUUUUGGCAUCUCCCUCUAAAAUUUUGGGAGAAUUGAGUGCCGAUGUUCGGUAUAGAAAUCCACCUGAUGGAUUGACAAACGUAACGGUGGUUGUUGAUUCUCAAUUGGAUGAUGCAAUUAUGGAAGAUGAUAUUACCCGAAGUCAAGAAUGUGGUGAUAAGGAUGUUUACAUGAAUGAUUCUCAGCCUGGGAGAAUGAAAGCCUGGCCGUCUAUUAUGGCGGUUGUUGAACCUAGAAUUUCUGGUAAUACAGCACGGAAAGUUUUACGACGGUUGAAAAUGCCCAAGUUUCAUGUGGCAGACCCUGAAGGAUUUGCUGGUGGAAUUUGGUUGUGUUGGGAGGAAUCUGUUGUGAAUGUGGAUGUGUUUUAUUCCUCUUCGCAAUUGGUUCAUGCUCAUGUCAAAUAUGGAGAGUUGCAGUUUCUUUUAUCUGUGGUGUAUGCCAGUCCUGUUCUUGAAACUCGAAGACGAUUGUGGGCUUUAUUGGAGAAUUUUGCUGCUACGGUAGACAGACCAUGGGUUAUGAUAGGGGAUUUUAAUGAUGUUACACAUAGUAAUGAAAAGAUUGGUGGUGUGGCUCAUUCGGUUGGGAGGUGCAUGUCGUUUACUGGUAUGAUUGCAAAUUGUGGACUUAUUGAUUUAGGGUUUACAGGGCCUUCUUUUACAUGGUGUAACAAGAGAAAAGGUCUCGCCCGUGUUCAGGAACGUUUGGAUAGAGUGUUAGCUAAUGAUGAAUGGCGGUUGUUGUUUCCUGAAACUUGUGUUAGGCAUUUGCCUCGUUUGCAUUCUGAUCAUUGCCCUAUUUUAUUGCAAUGUGAACCUCAUGUGGUGAUGGAUAGUUCGAAGCGCCCAUUUAGAUUUCAAGCCAUGUGGCUUAUGAAUGCAGGCUGUAAGAAAUUGGUUGACCAACGUUGGCGAGCUAUGUCGGGUGAUUUGUUUGGGAAGGGAGUUCUUUUGGCGGAGGCGUUGAAAGUUUGGAACAAGGAGGACAUUGGUAAUCUUUUUGAGAAGAAGAAGAAGUUGCGGGCUAGGAUUGGGGGGCUUCAACGUUCUUUGGCUGUCCAACGCUCUCAUCAACUUGAGUUGUUGGAAGAGGAACUUUUGAAGGAGUAUAAUUUGAUCUUAAAGCAGGAGGAGACUUUCUGGGCUCAAAAAUCCAGAGUACAGUGGAUCCAACAUGGGGAGAGGAAUACUCGCUUUUUUCAUGUGUCCACCAUUUGUCGACGGAGGCGUAACAAGAUCUCUAUGCUUCGAAACGAGGAUGGAGAAUGGAUUUUGGAACAAGAUCAUGUUCAGGAGCUUGUUGUUAAAUAUUUUCAGGAUCUCUAUACAGCAGAAAGUAGAGAUUGGGUGAGCUUAGGGUUGCUUGAGCAACCAAAAAUUUCUGAGGUGGAUAGUAGGCUCUUAUGUAGGGAUAUCUCGGCAGGUGAGGUGCGAGAUGCUUUAUUUCAAAUGAAACCUUGGAAAGCACCUGGUGUUGAUGGCUUUCAAGCGGGUUUUUUUCAGGAAUGUUGGCAGACAGUUGGACAAGACUUGGUUGAGUUGGUUCAAUCAGCCUUUGCAGUUGGUUCUUUCAAUGAAAGUUUAAGCCAAACUUUUCUUGUCUUAAUCCCAAAGCUUAUUGGUCCACUUCAAUCUAGUUUUAUUCCGGGAAGGCAGGCAGCAGAUAAUAUUCUUGUUGCACAGGAAAUGAUCCACACCAUUAGGAAAUCAAGAGGGAAGAAUGGUUUGAUGGCAAUAAAAAUUGAUUUGGAAAAAGCUUAUGAUCGGAUUAGUUGGGAUUUUUUAAAGGAAACUUUAAUGAUGUUUGGAUUUCCCCAGCCUUGGAUUAAUUUAAUUAUGUUUUGUGUGGAAAGCACUUCAAUGUCCGUGCUUUGGAAUGGAGAGAAAACUACGGAUUUUAAGCCUGGUCGUGGCCUACGACAGGGUGAUCCGAUCUCUCCUUAUUUGUUUGUAUUGUGCAUGGAGCGUCUUGGUCAUUUAAUUUUGAAAGAGAUUCAGCAGGGGACUUGGAAGCCAAUUGUUAUGGGAAGAGGUGGACCACAGAUCUCCCACUUGUUUUUUGCGAAUGAUCUUUUUCUGUUUGGAAGGGCUACUGAGGCUCAGGCGCAUGUUAUGAGAAGGGUUCUUGAUAGUUUUUGCUCUGCUUCAGACCUUGGUAAAUAUCUUGACGUCCCGUUAAUUCAUGGUAGAGUCGUUAAAGGUACCUACCGGGAGCUUGUUGACAAGGUGAGUAGCCGGUUAAAUGGUUGGAAAUCAAAGUUUCUUUCUUUGGCUGGUAGAGCUACUCUCAUAGGCUCGGUUACUUCCUUGAUUCCGACCUAUUCUAUGCUAACUACAAAGAUUCCGACUGGGAUUAUUUGUAAGUUGGAUAGCUUGAAUCGGAGAUUUCUUCGGGGUGGUUCUGAAACAAAAAAGACGUUGCAUCUUGUUCAAUGGGAGGAAGUCUGCAAACCGAAAGUUUAUGGUGGAUUGGGCUUGCGGAGCAUGGAGUUACAUAAUCGUGUUCUCUUGCAAAGAACAGCCUGGAGGUUUAUCUCGGAGCCGAAUAGUUUAUGGGUGAGACUUUUAAAGUCUAAAUAUGGGAUUCCUGAUGAUGUUAUUAGUUUUGUUUCUUCUCAUGGUACAAAGCCUGUCUGGUCUUACUCUUGGCGUGGUUUAUUUGGUGCUUUGAAAGACCUUGCUAGUGGUCUGAAAUGGCGUAUCGGAGAUGGCUUUACAGCUCGUUUCUGGAUUGAUCGCUGGUUGGAGAAACCGAUAGUUGACAGCCUUGAUGAGAUCCCACUGUAUGUGGACGAGGAUGUUCGGGUGAAGGAGUUUAUUUUAGCAAGUGGUGCUUGGAACUCUGAGUUUUUAUUUGCACAGUUGCCGUUGGAUGUUGCUUUGCAGGUUCUAGGGUAUCCGCUACCUAUGGUUGAUCCUAGGGAGGAUUCAUAUGUUUGGGCUGCUACUGCUAAUGGGAAGUUUACAACGAGAUCAGCCUAUUCGAAUUUGCUUAAUGAUAAAGGGGUGGAGCUGGUUGGUGAUUGGCGUUGGAUUUGGAGAUUGUCGAUCCCGGCAAGAUGGGUUUAUUUUAUUUGGCUUGCUAGGAGGGAAAGACUGGUUACAAAAGGGCUUCGGUUCUCAUGGGGUUUGGAUAUGGAUGCCUUGUGUCCCUUAUGUGGUAGCGCUGUAGAGGAUGUGCUUCAUGCUUUGCGGGAUUGUCCUGCUGCGAGAUGCAAACAAAUUUUUCAAGAUCCUGAUGAUGUUGGUGGGGAGGGCGAUCUUGUUCGCAACAUACUUAUGACUUCUGCCGAAGUCUGUGCAGCUAGGUUGGUGCGUGGUGCUUCUAAUGUGCCAAUGCAGAGUAUUAGUUGGCAUCCGCCUGAUGCUUUGGUGGUCAAAUUGAAUACGGAUGGUGCAUCAUGUGGGAAUCCUGGUAUAGCUGGAGCAGGAGGGUUGAUCCGGAAUGCAGCAGGAGCAUGGCUUGUUGGAUUCGCAGCCCACCUUGGUGUAUGCUCAAAUAUAGUGGCUGAGCUCCAAGCUUUACGCUUGGGUCUUUGUUUGGCAUGGGAUGAGGGCUUUCGAGAGAUUGAAUGUGAAGUGGAUGCUAAGGUUGUUCUAGACUUGAUUAAAGAAGCGGAUACUGCUUUCAAUCCUCUUGGUGCUCUCAUUGCAGACAUACGAGAUCUUCUCAGUCGGGAUUGGAGCUGCUCUUGCCAUCAUACCUUGAGGGAGGGUAAUUUCAGUGUUGAUAGGCUUUCUAAGCUUGGGUGUUCUAUUGAUGAUGACUAUGUUGUCUAUCGUUCUCCGCCUCAGGAAGUGUUGGCUGUCUUUCAAGCUGACAUGAGGGGGGUUGCUUAUCCUAGAGGUUUUAAGAUGGUGUAA
Messenger RNA from Corchorus capsularis, 4122 nucleotides. Lineage: Eukaryota; Viridiplantae; Streptophyta; Magnoliopsida; Malvales; Malvaceae. The record is from the annotation of a GenBank genome assembly.